Messenger RNA from Triticum aestivum (bread wheat), 1771 nucleotides. RefSeq lists its product as uncharacterized. Bases 801 to 1502 code for a protein of 233 amino acids. NCBI's taxonomy places the organism in Eukaryota, Viridiplantae, Streptophyta, Magnoliopsida, Poales, Poaceae. The transcript has 5 exons. The record is from RefSeq and is a predicted model, not a curated record.
AAUCUUUCCCGAAUCCCUAAACCGACCGCCGCCUUCGCCGCCAGGGAACCCCCGGCGUUGCGAUGGCGUCGCCUGAGAAGCGAUUCUGCCGCGGAUCAGGGGAAACAGUGGGUUCGUCUCACACCGCCCGCUACCCCAGCCCUUGGACGAAGGAUCUCCAUGAUACGCUGGAGGAGGUGGAGGCAGUCGAACUCGAACCCCAUAGCCAGCCGGCGCGCAUGGUCGCCGAUCCUGGUCAGAUUGCCUGGCAUGCCCUGGACCUCAAGUUCCCACGGGAGCAGAGCGAAUCAGACUGGAGCGACUGGAGCGACGGCGAUGACCGAGUGAUUGACGGGGAGAAGAAAGAUUGCCCAGGGAAUGAGAUAGUCGAUAGGCAUGAUGAUGACGAUAACUGCAAUGGCCAAGUCGUUUACGAGGACAAAAAAACAAACACGAAGAUAAUCUGCCCAGAUAUCUAAUUCUCUAUUCUGUUGAAGACAAAACUCGAGAUCAUCUGCCGAUCUAUGACACAAUGAUUCUCCAGGUAAGCUCUAUCCUCAGAGCAAAGCAGAGGAAAUUGAGCUGGAAUGGAUUGAGAGGUACUGCAAGCAGAUGGGAGAUUACUCGAAACUGUUUGAUGCCAUUCUGGCCCGGGAGGACCACGACGAUUCUACUACCUUGCCUCCUUUUCCUAUGAAACUGCUCCCUCCCACAACAUCUCUAUGUUUCAUGGACGGCGGGUACUGCUACCACAGUCUUUACAAGACCCAUGAUACUUCUACCAAGCUCCAUCAACUCUUGGAUAUCGCACACCACAACAGAUGCUACAGUUCUUUUCGAUGCGUUUAUCAAGCUCUGGGCUCUCCUAUCCCAUUAGUGUGUAUGGAAUACUUGCUGUUCGCGACGACUUGGACCAGCGACGGAAUUAUCUCUUUAACUGUCCUAGAGAUACUGCUGUAGAGAUUGUGAAUCAGGAAUCCUUUGACUUGCCUCUUUGUAGCCCGUGUCGAGGAAUAUAUGUACUGGACGAGGCACUACUAGAAGUUGAUCUCUGGGUAAAGAAGGAAGGGAAUGGAUCAGCUGACAAGCAUAUACUUUCUGCAUAUGCUGAGAUUGAAGUCCGUGCAAAUUUUGAUAUUAUGCUGGGUGGUCGGAUUCCUGGUGUUGAUUGCAACUUGGACCUGACAUACAUGAUCAUUGCACGAAGUAUUGAGGCGGUAGUACAAGUCUAUGCAGAGGUUGACCAUCCUCAUCACGUGAAGUUCACUGCUUUAAGCACUGGCUAUGACGAUGAGAUUGUGCUGUUUGAUGACAAGAUAUCUGGGAGUGUGAAACUGUUCCAACAUAUUGUCGCGGUUAAGAGAAAUGAAAAUUUGGAUGUUCUUCUAAGAGUCAAUGAAUCGCUGUUUCAGUGGACUUUUCAUGAUGAGUAUGUUGGACCCGUCAGUUCUCCCGAUGACUCAAUCCUUCAGUAUGGCCAGUUUUUUGUGAGGGUGCUUUUUGCUCCAAAGAACUCUGCAUGAAGCCCACCGCCGGCCUCCUGCAAACUGCGAUUAAGUGAAGACUCAGUUCUUCAGCUUGGCCAGUUUCUUGUGAGGCUGCUCCAAAGAACUCCACAUGAAGACCAUCGCCGGCAUCCUGACAAACUGCGGUUUAAGUGAAGGGCUGAAGGUGUCCUGUGCCUUCUACUUAGUAUAGCAUUAUAGUCCAGUGUGUUAAGUUGAACCGCUGUAAACCUCAACAUGCUCAAUGCGUGCAUAUUCUCUGCCUGCCUGCUAUUGUGUUUUUGACU